Molecule: messenger RNA, 2802 nt
Organism: Trichogramma pretiosum
Lineage: Eukaryota; Metazoa; Arthropoda; Insecta; Hymenoptera; Trichogrammatidae
Product: protein scabrous-like
Exons: 3
Coding region: 265-2349 (694 amino acids)
Source: RefSeq, a predicted model, not a curated record
UUGCGCGAUGAGGACGUGCCGUUCGCGCCGCUCCAGCUUUAACUGCUACUACCACUCGCCGAUUUGAGUAUACCGUACGAGUAUAACAGUUCGUAAAAUCGACAUUGAUUUCGUCGCUACUCGUUCGUUGUUUAUUCGAUCGUUGAUGUUUUCGUUGUUGUGUCUUACGUUUGUGCUACGAGUUUCCAAUUAAAAAUAAAUCAAAAAAAAAAAAAAAAAAGAAGAUAACGUUACAGGGAUUAAAUUUAUCGCGAUCUUCGAACCAUGAAGCUCGUGUCGGUGAUGCUGCUGCUGCUUCGAGCAGCGAUGAUCGGUACGAUCGUCGUCGUUGACGGAGCCGAGUUUCAGCGCGUCGUUAGCGCCGCUUCGAGCGGCAGCCACGAUCUCAUCGGCUCGGAGGACGAGCUCGCGAGCACGGUCAAGCUGCUGCAGGAGCAGGUCGCGGCGCUCCUGGUGCAUCGCCAGGAGGACUACGACGCGCUCGAGGCGAGCCUGAAGCGCACCAUGGAGAAGAACACGGAGCUGAUCGUGCUCAAGAACGAGAUCAAACAGUUGAGGAAGGAGGUGAUCUAUCUGCGCCAAAAUUCAGCCCUCCCAGUCAGCGGCAACAACAUCGACGCCGGCGCUGCUGCUGCUGGUGGCGGUGGCGGCUCGGACAUUAGCAGCGGCAGCAACAAAAACGAGCGGCUACGUCUGCGCUGGCUCGCCGACGCCGUGCAAGAGCUCAGGGCCGAGCUGGCCGAGGUGCUACGCGCCAACAACGCCAGCGAGGACAUGGCCGAGAGAGCCAAGUCGAGAGCCGAGAUGGAGCUGCUGAGGGCGGAUUACGCCGGUCUGGGCCACGUCGCGCGCAAACUGGAGGGCCGGAUGGAUCGCAUGGAGGCGAGCUUCGCCGGGAUCAGGGUGGACGAGGAGGACAGGACCGACAGGAUCGACGAUUUCGCUAGUCAGCUAACUGCCCUGCAAACCGAGCUGAAGUCCUACAAACGCGAACUCCAGCUAGUCACGAAGAAGAACCAAAAACCGCAAGUCGUAACGGCCGCCGACAUCAAGGAGGAGAAGGAGGAGGACGAUUCCCGAGAGAUCCUCAAGAACGAAAUCUUCCAACCGUCGUCGUCCGAGGACGACGUGCCCACGCUUCACCACACGCGACACGUCUACUCGCGCCUACCAACCGCCGUGAGACGUCUCGAGGCUCGUCUAUCCAAGCUCGAGCGCAGAGCCAAUGUCAACGCCAAGAAAAGUCAUCGUCGUCGUCAACGUGUGCUACAGCGAGUCGUGUACGAGCCCGAGGACUACCAGCAGAUGUUCCACCGUCUCAAUCUUCUCGAGGCCAUGUCCAGCCGCGUGAACGACAAAUUACGCAACGUCUCGGAAACGGCCCGGGUCUCCAACGAGUUCGGCCAGUCCGUCGUCCACAUGUUCGAGUCCCUGUCCUCUCUGGAGGAACGCCUCGUGGCCAAUCAGUCUCUGACCAAAAGGGAGCUCGUCCGUCUCGACGUUCAGCAGCAACAGCAGAGCGCCGAUCUCUCGGUCGUACGCGCCGAUCUCGGCAAUCUCCAAAAAGCCGUUCAGGCUCUGAGCGUGAGCGCCUCGAAGCUGCAGGAACGCGCCGACUCGCAGCAGACGAGCCUGGAAGAGCUGCGGGACUUCGAUCUGAAGCAGGUCAAGGCCGGCGUGGACGUGGCGAGGGUCGAGAAUCUCACGAGGGAGCUCGAGCACGUCGAGGACGAGUACAGGCUGAUGGUCGACGCUCUGCCCGGCAACUGCCAGGAGAAGGAGGGCCUGACCCUGCUCGCGCCCGGACCCGGAGCGCCUCUGCUGGCCGCUUGCCGGAAGGGCUGGAUCGUCGUGGGCCGUCGCGUCGACGGCACCGUGGACUUCGAUCGAUCCUGGAACGACUACGCCCAGGGCUUCGGCUCGCCCAUGAACGAGUUCUGGGCCGGCAACGAGGCGCUGCAUCGGCUCAGUCGGGACAAUUGCACGAGGCUGCGGGUGGAACUGAACGACAUCGAGGGCAAUUACUGGGUGGCCAAUUACGAGGACUUCUCGGUCGACAGCGAGGACAACGGUUACAGGUUGAGGGUCGGGGGAUACAGCGGCAACGCCACCGACGCCAUGGACUAUCAGAACAACAUGAGGUUCUCGGCCAAGGAUCGAGAUCUCGACAUCAGCUCGACCGACUGCGCGGCCAAUUAUCACGGCGGCUGGUGGUUCAGUCACUGUCAGCACGCGAAUCUCAACGGGAGAUACUCUUUGGGAUUGACCUGGUACAGGACCGACGUGAACCAGUGGAUGGCCGUUGCAUCCGCGGAGUUGUCGGUACAGAGGAAGCAGCAGUGCUUGUAAAAAAAAAAAUAAGUAAAAAGUAAAGAAAUUUUAGGAUUGUGUCGAGUCAAUGCCGCGAGCUCGUUCCUGGGGAGUGAGCCGAUAUAUAAAAUGUAAUUUGUAUACCCAAGUAUGCGUGUGAAAAGUGUAAGUGUGCGAAUGUGUAUCAGCGAUCAACCAAACCCGAUUCCAAUCGAGUCUUGCUCUAUUAAUAAUUAUAUGUAUAACAUGUGUUUGUGUGUGAAGAAAACGACAAUCGAGUUUCGUUGUAUACCUUUUGAUUUUUUUUUUCGUCGCUUGAAAAUUAUAGUCAAUGUUGGAUGGGGACUAGUAAAAAAAAAAAUAAUAGAAGAGUCAUCUACUAAUUAAUGUAAGAUACGAUCGUGAUUUCCUACUUAUCGUUGGAAAUACAAUUGUAAAUAAAUUUUAUCUAUAAAAUGUUCGCUGCUCUGGGGGAAAUGUCGAAAUUUUGAU